AUGGUUAAAUUAGUCCGUUUUGGCCUUCUGCUGGCCGCACUCCCGGUCCAGACCUUCAACCUGCUUUCUGUAUCUCAGAAACUGUUUUCGGCUGGGGACGGAGCCCUCGCGACCCUUGGAUCUCAGAUCCAGCGCAGACAAAACUUCCCAAAUGGCCCCUGUUUGGGCAACACGGCGACCACGAGGUCAAAGUGGUGCAGCUUUAAUAUCGACCACGACUGGUAUGAGGCGGUUCCCACCACGGGCGUCACCAGGGAAUACUGGUUUGUCCUGUCCGACCACAGGACCGUAUCCCCGGAUGGCGUGCCCAGAUACGCGCAGACAAUCAACGGCACGAUGCCCGGCCCGACGCUGUUCGCCGACUGGGGCGACUACGUCGUGGUGCAUCUGACCAACAACCUCAGCAGGAGCGUCAACGGUACUAGCCUCCACUUUCACGGGAUGCGGCAGCUGUACACGGCCCAGAAUGAUGGCGUCGCCAGUAUCACCCAGUGUCCGACCCCUCCCGGGUCGUCCAUGACCUACAGGUGGCGCGCCACCCAGUACGGAACGAGCUGGUACCACAGCCAUUUCGGGCUACAGGCUUGGGCGGGCAUGUAUGGCGGCAUCGUCAUCAACGGUCCUGCAAGCGCAGAUUACGACCAUGACCUCGGGAGUCUUUUCCUCAGCGACUGGUCGCACGAAACCCCAGACGCCCUGUUUCACACCGCACAAACGACCGGGCCUCCGGUUCUCAGCAACGGCUUGAUCAACGGCACCAACGUCUACGGCGAGGAUGGCUCGGGGAACCAGACGGGUUCGCGCUUCACCCAGAAGGUGACGGCCGGAGAGUCGUACCGCUUUCGGCUCGUCAACAGCGCCAUCGACUCGCACUUUCGCUUCGCCAUCGACAACCACACCUUGACCGUUAUCGCAGCCGACCUGGUCCCCAUCAAGCCCUACACCACCACCAUGGUCAGCAUCGGCAUCGGGCAACGCUACGACGUGAUCGUCACGGCAGACCAGGGCACCACCGCGGGAGCCGAGAGUUUUUGGAUGCGCGCCAUCCCGCAAACGAACUGCACCAAAGCCAAGAGCCCCUCCAACAUCAAAGGCAUCAUCCACUACGGCGCCAAGCCAUCCACUCCAAAGUCCACCGGCCAUGCCUACACCGACUCAUGCCUCGACGAGGACCGGUCGCGGCUGGUGCCCAUGGUGCCCAAGGACGUGGCAGACCCGACGUGGACGCGCUUCAACAUGGCGUCGUGGAACCGGACGGCCAAAAACCUCGUGCGCUGGUACCUCAACGGCACGUCGAUGGAGGUGGACUGGAGCAACCCGACGCUGGCGCAGAUGCACGACAACACGACGGCCUACAAAAAGUCCCACGCGGUCGCGGAGCUCGACAAGCCCGACGCCUGGAUCUACGUCGCCGUGGAGACCAACGCGUCCGCCGCGCACCCGUUGCACCUGCACGGGUUCGACUUUUACGUCUUGGCGCAGGGCCCGGGCCGGUACCAUGCCGAGGACGCCUCGGCGCUAAACCUGGACAACCCGCCCAGGCGGGACACGGCCAUGCUGCCGGCCUGGGGCCACGUGGUGCUGGCGUUCAAGACGGACAACCCGGGCGCGUGGCUGAUGCACUGCCACAUCGGCUGGCACACCAGCGAAGGGUUCGCCAUGCAGUUUGUCGUGCGCAAGGCCGAUCUGCUGAGGAACAAGAUGAUCGACCAUGCCAGUCUCGACAGCACGUGUGCGGCGUGGAAGAGGCAUGUGGCCGCUGACGGGAUCGUGCUGGCGGAUUCUGGCGUCUGA
This is a messenger RNA of Pyricularia pennisetigena, 1794 nucleotides long. RefSeq lists its product as uncharacterized. Gene Ontology annotation, molecular function: oxidoreductase activity; copper ion binding. Lineage: Eukaryota; Fungi; Ascomycota; Sordariomycetes; Magnaporthales; Pyriculariaceae. The transcript has a single exon. Bases 1 to 1794 code for a protein of 597 amino acids. The record is from RefSeq and is a predicted model, not a curated record.